AUGAGAAGCCAAUUCUACCCUCAAUCUUUGCAGCUCCAGAUGGAAUCUGAGUUCAUCCAACUGAAGCAAAGGAACAUGUCCGUCCUAGAAUACGCUGUGAAGUUUAAUGAGCUGGCUCGAUUUGCUCCCGACCUGGUAACCACCGAUCGUCAGAGAAUGAAUCGUUUUGAAGGUGGUUUGAACUUGGAACUUCAAGAAAAGCUUGUUGCACACAUGAGUCAAUCCUACCAAGAAUUGUAUGAUAGAGCUAUCAACGUCGAGCGGAAAAUGAAGCUUCGAAAAGAGAUAUACGAAAAUGGUAAAAGGAGGGAAAAACCCCAGGAUGGUCGAUCCAUCAACGAUUCCAACAAGAGGCUGAACAUGGGAUUCUCGGAGAACAAUCAUUAUCAAAGACCGUCUCUCCAAUGUAAUAAGUGCGGUAAGCAAGGGCAUUUGGAAAAAGAUUGUCGACAAGGGACAGGUCAAUGUUUCCGAUGCGGUAAACGAGAUCACUUGGUCAGAGAUUGUCCCAUGCCACAUUCUCGAAACCAAAGCGCGAACCACUACGAUCCUAGACGAACUCAAGGAAGCGGACAAAUUUCCGGAUAUAAGGGCACCACAAGUAACACCAACGUUAACAGAAACCCUGCACGAGGAUCUUCGCAAGCUGGAAGAGUAUACGUGAUGCAAUCAACUGGAGCUGAUAAACAUGAAAAUAACGAUAAUGAAACCUUAUCUACUCCCGAUGCUUAA
Messenger RNA from Beta vulgaris subsp. vulgaris (sugar beet), 732 nucleotides. RefSeq lists its product as uncharacterized. NCBI's taxonomy places the organism in Eukaryota, Viridiplantae, Streptophyta, Magnoliopsida, Caryophyllales, Amaranthaceae. The transcript has a single exon. Gene Ontology annotation, molecular function: zinc ion binding; nucleic acid binding. Bases 1 to 732 code for a protein of 243 amino acids. The record is from RefSeq and is a predicted model, not a curated record.